Molecule: messenger RNA, 222 nt
Organism: Lodderomyces beijingensis
Lineage: Eukaryota; Fungi; Ascomycota; Pichiomycetes; Serinales; Debaryomycetaceae
Source: the annotation of a GenBank genome assembly
AUGAUUGAGGUUCAGGCGAACGAUAGGCUAGGUAAAAAGAUUAGAGUCAAGUGUCUACUCGAGGACACCAUUGGGGACUUGAAGAAGGUGCUUUCGUUGCAGAUUGGCACUUCGUAUGAGAAGAUCGUGUUGAAGAAAGGGCACCGGGUUUACAAGGACCACAUUUCGUUGGACGACUACGAGGUUCAUGACGGGUUCAACUUUGAGUUGUAUUAUGUUUGA